ACUAGGCAGCUUGGCCUGAGCUAAUUCUUAGCAACAAAAUUCCAAUCAUACUACUUACUUCUGUUAUUAAACAGUGUAUGUGAUGGAGAUAGAUUCGGAACAUUAUUGGACAGACAGUCAGUGGGGCAUUGAUGCAGCCACAUUUUCUUCACUGUCAACAUAACAAUGCCAUUAAUUAUUAGUUUUGUGGCCUCCUCUGCUUCUUAAUCUUAAUAACACGUAUAUUUUGCACUGUCAAUCAAUAAAAAUCUAGAUAUUUUUUAGUUUAUUAGUAAAUUAAUUUUUAUUUUGUUAGUAUUUGUUCUCCAGCUGAUGGUUUAGUGAAAGGUUAGUAGAGUUAGUGGGUGACAUGAAAGACCGGUGUUGAAUCAAAUGGUUAUCUGGGUGCAGUAACUUCAAUCAAGACUAGACAUUUGUGAAGCAAGUUGAGGUUCCCCUGUUUGAUAAUGGAGGAUUUGCCUUAACCACAUGAUCUCCAUGUGCCAACUUUCUUUCCACGCCAUAUACCCUCAUUUUUUUAUACAGUAAAGCUCACAUUCACACAAUUCUCAGGAGGAUGAACAUGUCCCCAUCAUAUAUUAAUCACAGAGGUGAAGAAAGAAAACUUUUUUCCCAUUAUUAAUCAAGUUUUCUAAUCUUAUAAUCAUCACAUUACAGUAAUAAGUCAGUGGUUCAAAUAAGGUAUUAUUGAAACUGUAUUACUUGGUGGAUACCAUCAUUUUUGCAACCUGCCUUUAAAUUGAUAGAUUUCACUUUCCCUGUUUCAUAUUUUAUUUUAAGCUUUAAUUAAUGAUUCUAUAGUGAUCAUGUUGUAUCUUAUGUUUUGCUGUACAAAUAAAAGGAUGGCAGCACAUUGGCAGUAUAUCUGUACUGGGAUCUGAAGAUGGUCAUUGGCUGAAAUGAGAGAACAAAUUACUUGAAACUUUUAAUUGAAGGAAGAGGGGUAGGAGGAUUUGGUGCUGAAGAAUAAGUAUUUUUUAAGCUAAUGGAGAUUAGAUGGGAUCAGGUCCAAGCAACAAGUGCCUGCAAGGUGAAGCAAACAAGUAGAGGCUUUACUCAAGACAAGAGUGUUAUGAAUUCUCUUCUUUCAAAUCUUUUGUGGCCCAAUUUGCUGAAGAUAACAAAUAAACUGACCAAUAAGCAAAUUUAGUUGGCUCUGAUCCAGCAAUGGAGAGAUUUGAUCAUCCUCAUCGUCUACUUCUCGAUACACCUUCAAGCACAUCAACAAAUAAUGGAACUAGCAGGACUCACAAUCCUUUCACAAGUGAUGUCAACUUUGACACCAACAUGGUGAUCAUACUGGCAGCUUUGUUAUGUGCCUUAAUUUGUGCUCUAGGACUAAACUCAAUCGUUCGUUGUGUUCUUCGUUGUAGCAGAAGAUUUGCUUUUGAGACCCCAGAGGAAACUGCAGCACGGUUGGCAGCCACAGGGCUUAAAAAGAGUGCAUUGUGCCAGAUUCCAGUAGCAGUGUAUGGCACUCUGGGGAUACAGAUCAAAGCUACAGACUGUACAAUAUGUCUUGCAGACUUCAUGGAUGGUGAAAAAAUAAGAGUCUUGCCAAAAUGUAAUCAUGGUUUUCAUGUAAUGUGUAUUGAUACAUGGUUGUUGGCUCACUCUUCUUGCCCAACUUGUAGACAGUCAUUGCUGGAGCAACCAACAACAGAAACAAGUUCUGAUGCAGCUGAUGUGGAUUCUGCAACUGGGCAUAACCCUGGAAAUGCACAGGGACAACAAGGUGAUGUUUCUAUAAUUGUUGAUGAGGUAGGUUAAGGCUAGAUGGUUUAAAAAAUGCUCCUCUAAAGAGUGAAUAAAUAAGAAAAAGAAAAAAAGGUUCUUUUCCUAGGGGGGUUGUUGAUUAUUUGCCAAGUUAGGGUACAAUUUCAGGGUGAAAUUUUUUAUGUAAUGAAAGGUUUCUGAGGCUGUUCUAUGAAUGUAUAUACAAACUUGGAUUUGGUUGGAGAUAAAUAUGGUUCUCAAGGUUAAUUUCU
Molecule: messenger RNA, 1988 nt
Organism: Mangifera indica (mango)
Lineage: Eukaryota; Viridiplantae; Streptophyta; Magnoliopsida; Sapindales; Anacardiaceae
Product: RING-H2 finger protein ATL74-like
Exons: 2
Coding region: 1168-1770 (200 amino acids)
Biological process (GO): protein ubiquitination
Molecular function (GO): transferase activity
Source: RefSeq, a predicted model, not a curated record